CAAGUUUUGCAAAGUCAUGGCUAUACAGAGGGGAACCAUAUGUAAUUAGAAUAUGUUGUGUUUUUUUAACAUGUAAUAAGAGGAUUUUUAAGUCCCUAUUUUGGAAGCAUGUGCAAAGGCAAAUUAUCCACAGGGCAUAAUUUCAGGACUAAUCAGGCCCUCGUGUGCCAGAGUACCAUCCUGCUGGAUUAUGUUUUAAAACUGUCAGUGGUACAAUCCUAGAGCAACCUUUUAAAGCCAUUAAAUCCGCUGGUUUGGUCAAUCAGAGACACUCUCUCAGAAGAAUCAAAGACACACAAACAAGAUGAGAAUCCUUGAAACUGGACCCGACCCUUCAGACAUAUAUCGUCCGGAGCAGCAAAUUACCGGCAAUGCAGAGAAGAAAAGUGGUUUCAGGAAUUUUGAGAGUGGGGAUCUCAUUGAACGAGUUUACAACACUUACAAACUGAUGCACACCAAUCAGACUCUGGAGUUCGUGAAACAAAAGCAUGCAGAGUGGUCAAACUGCAGCCAUGCCCACAUGACUGUGAUGGAAAGCCUGGACUGUCUUGAUCAGCUGGUGGAUCAUUCAGACCCUGACGUGGAUUUUCCAAACUCUUUCCAUGCUUACCAAACAGCAGAGGGGAUCCGCAAAGCACACCCAGACAAAGGCUGGUUCCAGCUAGUUGGUCUCAUUCAUGACAUUGGGAAGAUUAUGGCUCUCUGGGGGCAACCACAGUGGUCAGUGGUUGGUGAUACUUACCCUGUUGGCUGCAAGUUCCAGAACUCCAUUGUCUUCAGGGACACAAGCUUCAUUGACAAUACAGAUGACAAAGACCCACGUUAUAAUACUCAGAAUGGUGUAUACAAACCAAACUGUGGCCUGGAGAAUGUACUGAUGUCCUGGGGACACGAUGAAUACAUGUACAGAGUGAUGACGUUUAACAAAUGUUCCAUCCCUGAAGAGGGCUUGUAUAUGAUCAGAUACCAUUCCUUCUAUCCUUGGCACACUCACAAAGAGUACAUGCACCUCUGCAAUGAAAAGGACCUGAAGAUGUUACAAUGGGUACAAGAAUUCAACCAAUUCGAUCUUUAUACCAAGAGUACGGACCUGCCGGAUGUGGAGAAGAUCAAGCCAUACUAUCAGUCUCUCAUUGACAAGUACUGUCCUGGGAAACUGUACUGGUGAGAAGAUGCCUGGAUUCAAAGCAAGCUGAUGAAGGCACUAGCGUGGGCAAACUGGAUUCAAGAUAUUUCAAGGAAAGGCUGAGCCAAGAUGCGUUGAACCCUCAAAAAUCCCAAUCAUUUGUUCAAUUACAGCAACCUUUCACUGGGGGAUCUUCGGUUCUGAACAAAUAUAUAAACUUCCAGUUUUAAGAACAAUCUAUUUCCAAUAUACCAGCUGAAGUUUAUAGUCUCACAUUCCACAGUGAACAGUUGAUUUUAAUAAAGAAAUAACUUGGCACUGUGACAACUGGCUUCAGUUCAUAUUUGAUUUGUACACAAGCAAAGCUGAAUUGCUUAAAUGGUCAUUUUGGAAUAUUACACGAAUGAGAAAUCCUGCUUGCAACCAGCUUAUCAGAGUGUUUACAAACUGUUGUGAUUAUACAGUAUAUGAAAGUGCUGAUUUGGAAGUGCAGACAUGUGCAUUUUUGUAUUGUUUUAAUUACCUUAAUAUAAAACCAUUUUUUGAUUCAAUAAUGGCAACACAUGUGCAUACAGGAAGUGAGCUGUCAUAGCUCAAAACAAAAGUUGAGUCAGCCUUGCUUCAGAGCAUUCCUAAACCUGUCUCCCCCUAUAGAAUAUGUGCAAUCAAUUAUAUAACUCUAUCUAAAGCAAUUUUUAGGUAGUUAAAGUCAGCAACAUAACAAAGGUGAUUCAAUUCCCCGCACAACAAAUGAUCUAUUGUGCCCAAUUUCAUGAGAUGAUAAUGGGUCAAAGCUCUAAUAACUAGCCAAUACGAUAAUUCUUUGUAGUAGUUUUUUGAGAACAUGGAGGACAGAGGAAACAUUCCAGCAACAGAAAUGUGCAAGUCAGUCUUUCUCACAAUGACCAAUUACAUCAAAAUUUGUGUCUAGAAAGAUUAUGACCCAGAACAUUACCGAUUUUCCUAAAGUGCCAGAUCUGGGUUGAAGAAACCAGCCAAUCAUUAUAGAAAUCUAUUUCAGAAAAUAAUAAUAAUCAUUCUUCCCAACAGUAAAAUUAAAAAUAGAAGACAAAAGCUGUAUGUUUUACAGUAGAAGUUUUAUUAGAAAUACACAGCUUUAAAAUGCUGUUUUCAGUUUCUUGGUUCUGGUGUUUACACAUGUGUACAAUGUGGAGGGCACACACAUAUGCAAAUGUUCUCAUAAACUGGUAUGCACAGGGCUUUGUCUGCAGCUCAUAUUGAAUUUCUUUGAUGCUGGUAAUAAGACACAUUCUGAACCCUGCAAUGCAUGACUGGAUUCAGACUCUGUUUAGGUCUAAACCAAGGAUUAGUGCUAAACAAACUAUUUAAAAUGCUUCCAAUAUUUGGGGGCAAAAUGUCCAAAUUAUUUUGAUGUAGUCAGCAGCAGCCUGACCACUGAUUGUAAUCAAACUGUGUUCCCGUAGAAGCUUAUCAUAAAGUGAAGGAAACUUAAUAUAUUCAACAUGUUUGAAAACAAAAAGGAAACAAAGCCAACAGAAUACAACUUUGUGGACCGACUUCUGAAACCAUUAGAAUACAUGCUUUCAUUUAGAGGCUAAAGAUAUCGCUACUGUCUAACCGAACAAUCCCAAGCUAUCAUUCAGCAAGGAACGGCUCAAGUCUUGUUAUGAUUGUAAACUUGACUAAUUGUUACUUUUUUAAAUUAUUAUUUAUAUACAGCCUUACAGCUCCAUAUACACCCAAUGUGACCUCCCAAAUAAAAUGCACAGUUGGUAGUGGUUACACAUUUUUCCCCCCCCUUUAUAACAGUGUUAUCUGAAUUAUUAGCCCGAGGCUUUAAAAGAGAAUGCAAAAUAUUACAGCAUCCAAGAGCCCCUUCACAAAGCAUUAAAAGGGCAUACAAGUACUGCACAAAUUCCAUUUGAAUAAGCCCCACUACCCCCCUUUACUUUGUAAUGAUGCUGGCAAUCAUGUGGUGAUAAUAUUGAGAAUGUUCUAUAUUGUAUAACUACUGUCCUCUAAUUCAUAUAUAUUUAAUGGCAUUUGUAGCUACUGUAUAUAUACUUGAAUAAAAGAUAAAACUAUGUAAUCAUUUAGGUACAAUUGUAUACAAUAAAAGUCUUACUGUUAAAGUAACAUUGACACUGCCAGCUAAAAUCACCCAAACCUGGUUCACAAGUUAUAUACCAUAUUGCAAUACCUAGAGGUGAUUGGGAACUUAUAUUCUUAGAUUUUGAUGAACAUUUAUUUACAGAUAGAAAUAAGGCAUUAACUCAAGGCUGCACAAAAA
Molecule: messenger RNA, 3398 nt
Organism: Acipenser ruthenus (sterlet)
Lineage: Eukaryota; Metazoa; Chordata; Actinopteri; Acipenseriformes; Acipenseridae
Product: inositol oxygenase-like
Exons: 11
Coding region: 305-1168 (287 amino acids)
Biological process (GO): inositol catabolic process
Cellular component (GO): cytoplasm
Molecular function (GO): iron ion binding; inositol oxygenase activity
Source: RefSeq, a predicted model, not a curated record